Cordyceps fumosorosea ARSEF 2679 is the source of this 825-nucleotide messenger RNA. RefSeq names its product U3 snoRNP-associated protein Utp11. Bases 1 to 825 code for a protein of 274 amino acids. Gene Ontology annotation, biological process: rRNA processing. The record is from RefSeq and is a predicted model, not a curated record. NCBI's taxonomy places the organism in Eukaryota, Fungi, Ascomycota, Sordariomycetes, Hypocreales, Cordycipitaceae. The transcript is spliced from 2 exons. Gene Ontology annotation, cellular component: nucleolus; small-subunit processome.
AUGUCGUCUAUGCGGAACGCUGUUGACCGGCGCGUUCAUCGCGAGCGAGCGCAGCCUCUUGAGCGUCGUCGCCUCGGUCUGCUCGAGAAGCACAAGGACUACUCCAAGCGAGCCCAGGAUUACAACAAGAAAAAGGCACAGAUAAAGGCCCUGCGCGCCAAAGCGGCCGAGCGGAACGAGGAUGAAUUCUACUUUGGCAUGAUGUCCCGCAAGGGCCCCGGCAACCGUGUCAAGGACGGCAAGAGCUGGAGCGGCACCGUGCAGGGGGACCGAGGAAAUAAGAUACUCGAUAUCGAUACGGCCAGGCUGCUGAAGACGCAGGAUAUGGGCUACAUUCGCACCAUGAAACAGAUGGUAACCAAAGAAGUAGCGAGGCUCGAAGAGCAGAUUGUCAUGACGAGAGGCAUUGAUCGCUUAAACGAGGACGCGGAUGACGAAGACGAAUUUGACGGCUUCGACAGCAACGACGAUGACGAGCCUGCGCGAAAGAAGUCAAAGCCCAAAGCGGCACGAAAGAUCCUAUUCUUUGAUGACCAGGAGGCACAGGAGGACGCCAUGGAAGAGCACCUCGAAAUUGAAGAGCAAGAGACCGAUAAGGGCAAUGGUUCCACUGUCGACGAGAAAACGAAUGAGCAAGAGUCAGAGCGGGAAAAGUCGCUGCGGAGACUGAAACGGCAGCUUGAAAAUGCGCGGAAAAAGUUCACGGUCCUGACGGACGCAGAGCAGGCCCUCGAGGAGCAACGCGCAAAGAUGGCCAAGACGGCAACGUCCGGUGGCAGGACAAGGCGGGGGAAAAAGCUCAUGGUGCGUACGCGUAAGCGGUAG